Molecule: messenger RNA, 1205 nt
Organism: Poecilia reticulata (guppy)
Lineage: Eukaryota; Metazoa; Chordata; Actinopteri; Cyprinodontiformes; Poeciliidae
Gene: c1qtnf5
Product: C1q and TNF related 5
Molecular function (GO): protein binding
Source: RefSeq, a predicted model, not a curated record
CCCAGCCACACUCUCAGGUCUGGAGGAGGACGUUUCAGUGUUGUUUUUUUUUUAUUAUUAUUAUUAUUUCUUUAUCACACAAACAUCCUCUGAAACAGCUGCCCCAAAGACUGCUCUGCAUCCUGCCUCUGCGGUGCAAUGACCUCACUCAGCCUGUUCCCCUUGUUAUGCUCCAUCAUCGUCCUACAAGUCUGCUUUUCCAGCCAGCUGGAGGACAACAAGAUCCCUCCCAGUCUGUGCACUGGUCACCCUGGCAUCCCAGGCUCUCCUGGGAAUCAUGGCAAUCCCGGUCAGCCGGGAAGAGACGGAAGAGACGGGAGGGAUGCCGCUCCGGGAGAGAAAGGCGAGAAGGGAGACGGGGGAUAUCCAGGUGAGACAGGAGUGCGAGGCCUGACUGGAGACAAAGGCUACCAAGGAGAAAAAGGGGAGAGGGGCCAGCCAGGAGAGUGCGCAGUGGCCCCUAAAUCGGCUUUCAGUGCCAAAAUGUCUCAGAGCCACACUUUACCCCUAAAUGUUGGGGACGCAGUCGUCUUUGACACAAUACUCUUCAAUGAACAGGGGGACUACAACUCAGAGACUGGACGCUUCACCUGCAAGGUCCCUGGUGUUUACUACUUUGCGGUCCACGCCACCGUUUACCGCGCCAGCCUGCAGUUUGACCUGAUGAAGAACGGACACGCCGUGGCAUCCUACUUCCAGUUUUAUGGUAACUGGCCCAAACCGGCGUCUCUGUCAGGCGGCUCCCUGCUUCACCUCAUCCCCGGGGACCAGGUGUGGGUCCAAAUGGCCCUUUCAGAGUACAAUGGGUUUUACUGCAGCACCAAGACUGACAGCACCUUCACUGGCUUUCUGGUCUACUCAGACUGGAAAAACUCUGCAGUUUUUGCAUGAGACGUGUGUAAAACACAAGCCACACCCACAGUGGCAAAAGAAAAACAACUUUGUUUUUUACUUUUCCACUUUUUGCUUUUUGUGGAUGAGAAGCUCUGCUUGAAGAAAAACUAAUUGGCAGAGGGGCCUCCUGUCUUAUUCGGCUGCAUGAGCCGUGUUUUUACUUGAACUGUAAAUAACGUACAGAUGAUGACAUUUAAUUUCACAUACGUUCCCACACUGGCUUCUGGAAAGACCCCGGCCUUAAAUUCAAAUAGCUUUCAUGCCAUCACUGCACUGCAUAAAAUGAAACAUUAAUAAAUCUGUAAACCACA